AUGCUUUUAUGGUUGCAUCAAAAGACACCACUAUUGGCUGAGUUGGUGAUGGGCAGCACUCCCAGCAUGAUUAAUUUACCUGGGCUGCGCACAAAUGACUCUGCUCGUGUUGUUGCCCAGACUCUCCUUGACGUACAUCGACGCUGCUUCUGUUCAGAGCGCGCUUCUGCGUUGGCUUUAACCUUGCAGGGUUCAUCUCAGCAUCAUGGACAGCUGUCUCGCAACCACUUCAUUCAACCACAUCACCAUCAUCAUCAUCAUCAUAGUCAUCAUUAUCUUCCCCAGCACCAGGUUUAUCCGUCUCAAUCACCUAAUGCUUUUUCUUUAUCCGGCACUCCCAUACUAUCAUCUUUUCCUGCUUCCGGACUGCCUUAUUACACUCGGCCGCCACCUCUAAUUUCGCCAGCGUCGACGGUUCCAUUAUCAGGGAUUGAGCUUUCCCCCUCCCCAUCUGCAUCAAUAUCCAUUAAAAUGAACACCUGCCGUCCCUCGUGUCUGUCUAUCUCGGCAUCUGGCCAAUCUGUUACAACUUCCGAGGAGUCUCAUCAUUCACGUCCUAUGACUUUGGGUUCCCCACGUCCGCCUACUGCUCCUCCUGUGCCACCAACUUUAUCAUCACAUUCUUCGAGUUACUCUGCUAACCAAAUUCCUUAUCAACAAACUCUCCGUCAUCAUAAUCAACAAUAUUCCCAUUACCAUCAGCAACAAAGCUCCUAUCCCCAGCAUUUAAUUUCUCAAUCAGAUCACUACCGCUUUCAGGCAAAUUUAUAUCCUCAAUCUCAUCUGGCCACUUCUCUUUCUCCUGGUCACCCAUCCAAUCGGCCACAUAGAACGCUUUCUAGUACUACCUCCGCUUCGAUUCAGUCAUCUGAACCCAUUGGCUCUAAUUAUUCUUGCUCGCUCUAUUCGCAGGGUAUAGAAUCCUUACCGAAGCAUCUACAAUUGCAGCCACAUGUCCCCUAUUCUUCUGCUUUUUCCCCUUCUGUGUCCUCCAUUCCCUGCCAGAGUCAACCCAAUACCUAUUUUAACCCAUACACUACUUCUUUACCUCAUCAAUCUUCCGAAGCUACGCUGAAUGCCCAUCCACAUGGAUUUAGCCAUUCAGGCGUACCAGUAGGAAAUGAGCCUCAACUUAGUUCCCAUCCUUCAUCUUCCUCUUUCGCACCUCCAUGUGCCUACUCAUUUUCUCACUCUAACUACAAACCAUCAUCCACGAACCCCUAUCCUCAGUUUGCUUCUCCCUCUGGAAUGGUCACCUCCCGAGCUGGCCUAAUCCAGUCUCCGAUUGCCUUCGUUCAUAAUCCCGGUCAUUAUUCUUACACCCCGUCAGCCACAAACUCCUUUAACUCUUCUUGUUCAACUCAGGUCCUACAGAAAGCGGCUUGCCAAAUACCUUAUCAGGGACCCCCACCGCUCACACCCUGUUCCUCUUCGUCUUCAUUAUCCACUGCCUCCCUACCGGUGUCAGCUGGCAGCCUUCGUUCAGGGCUCCCUGCUCCGAGUUUCGUAGAUGGCCAGCCUUCCUUUCAUCGGCCUCUGCAACACUCUUCGCCAGACAUGCCUGCUUCCUUGCUUCACGACACUUCCCCUAACUCCCUCUCCUCUCCUUCCCCGCCUCCGUCCGGAUCUACUUAUUUCCAUCCCCAUCUUCACCAUUCUUCGAAUCACCACACUCAUCUUUCUCAGUCAGACCAUCAUAAUGUCGGCCAAGCCUGGAUAUCACGAGCAUCAGGCAAGGCUCUCUCUCCCACCAGAAUCGAAUCUACUUGCGGCGAAGAAGCUUCCCCUGUCGUCGACACCGAGACUAAUUGUGUAUAUGCCAUUGGCAUUGAUCGUUAUGGUAUCGAGGGUGCUUCAGGUUCACCGACAUCGCCUCGGUCUCUGACGCCACGUUCUCCUUCGAACAUUUCAUCUUCCUCUUCUUCCGGAUAUGGGAGCAUGGCUGUUCCAAAACGGCCUACUAGUGUGGAUCUAGACGAGUAA
Molecule: messenger RNA, 1983 nt
Organism: Protopolystoma xenopodis
Lineage: Eukaryota; Metazoa; Platyhelminthes; Monogenea; Polystomatidea; Polystomatidae
Source: the annotation of a GenBank genome assembly